Messenger RNA from Mercurialis annua (annual mercury), 3882 nucleotides. RefSeq lists its product as uncharacterized. The record is from RefSeq and is a predicted model, not a curated record. Gene Ontology annotation, biological process: protein targeting to chloroplast. NCBI's taxonomy places the organism in Eukaryota, Viridiplantae, Streptophyta, Magnoliopsida, Malpighiales, Euphorbiaceae. Bases 146 to 3445 code for a protein of 1099 amino acids. Gene Ontology annotation, molecular function: protein binding; metal ion binding; chloroplast targeting sequence receptor activity. Gene Ontology annotation, cellular component: chloroplast outer membrane. The transcript is spliced from 12 exons.
UAAUCCUUCUCUGUUCCAUCCAAAAAAACUGCCCUCUUUUCUGUUUUUUCAGUGUUAGCGCUCGCAAGUUAGGGUUUUCAUUUUGAUUCUUCCAUUCAAUGCAAAGUUGAAGAACCUGAUUUGAAGCUCAAAUUAGGGUUUAUAUAUGGAAAUAUCAUCGGAAGAUCCUUUCUUGUUCACAUCAAAUCCUCUGAAAUGCAACUUUUCCCCUUACACUGCUCCUCCAAAUACUUUUGAUAUCGAUCAUAUCCUCAAAACGGCAACCAAUGAUGGCACUAACAAUAAAAAUAAUGAUCUCCAAACAAAUCUCCUUAAAACAUUCAUACUAGACGACAAAUCGCAUCUCAUUUCUCUCUCCACCUCUCUCCUCCGCUUCCCUGACGGCGAAGAUGACGACGUCACAAUGGACCAUAACCGAGCGGUUAUCUCCAAGCUACUACACCUCUGCUGCUCAGUCAACUCAGUCAACUGCGCUACGUCGUUAAUCAACGGCGAACUCGACGGAGGACGAGCUAUACUACCUUCGCUGAUCAACGAGGUUGAUAUUUCCGGUAUGUCUCCGCUGCACGCAGCGGCCGAAGCUCACGCAUUUCGUUGUGUGGAGAUGCUGCUCAAGAAGCGCGCCCGUACGGACCUCAGGACUAAAGACGGGCGCGGGCUGCUCCCUCUGGAGCUGUCAUUGUACAAAACAAGAAAGGAUAUGAUUUGGAAUCCAGAUGAUCACACCAUAGAAGAGUUAAUGGUUGAGCUUAGUGAUAAGGAUUUGAGGAGUGUGAGACUUUUGAUUGAGAAGACGAAGGAGUUUGAUGACGUGGCGUAUAGAAGCGCAGUGGAAGGGCGUGUAGUGGAUUUAGCUGUUCUGUUAGUAGUGGCGGCAAAGAAAAUAAAUGAGUUGAUUAUUGAGGUGCAAGGUGCCGAUUUGAAUUCCAAAAUUAAAACCACUAUUUUUGAGUGUGUUAUUGAAGAGGCGCUAGGCCGUGGUAGCGGAGGUACUUCCGCUAAACUGAAGUAUAGUGAUGGUCUAGUUAGUAAUAAGGAGGAGGAGGUUGAGGCUAAGGAGGGUGACCGGAAACGGAAACUUUUACUGUUCCAGAUUGAGUUGCUUCAGCUAUUCGGCGUUGUAGCCCUAACUAGCGGCACGGACAAGAAGCUGACGUCACCCUUGAUUCUUGCAUCACAGGUUAAAGAUGAAGCCAUAAUUGAAUUACUUCUGAAGACUAACAUAGACAUUAUCAAUGAUGUGGAUGCUGAUGGGAAUUCUGCACUUCAUUGGUGCCUCAGGACUACUAAGGGAAUGAGUAUGAAGCAAAUCAGGAUUAUGAUGCUGCUACUGCGGAAUGGUGCAAAAGUGAACCAAAAAAAUAAAUUGGGACUAACUGCAGUCCACAUAGCUGCUGGCAAUGGUAAUAUGCAGGCACUUAAGACACUUUUGGCGGAAGACCCGGAUACUGUCAAUUGUAAAACGGAAACCAAAGAAACCCCACUGUAUUUUGCUGUUAAGAAUGACCAUAAGUACUGUGUUGAAGCUCUUUUGCGCUGGGGAGCAAGCACAGAAGUCUUUAAUUUGAGAAAACAAAGACCUGUGGACUUGGCACAGUCACAGGACAUGCGGUUCUUACUUAACCCAACAAAUAUCAGCCUCACAAAUUCUUCACUUCCAAUCCGACAUAGAUAUACAGUAUGUUUACAAGGAGAUGAGGUGAUUUCAGAGACCUGUGAAGAGCUUUUCCCCAUGACAAAUGAAGGCAAGAUCACAGACAGAACUUGCCCCAGUAUGAAGACAGAAAUCUGCAAAUACUUUGAAUCUCCUACUGGAUGUGCCAGAGGCGGCAAAUGCUUGUUUGCACAUGAUAAGGAGGAGCUUAGGCAGAUGAAGCAGAGAACAGAUGCAAUUCAUUCAUAUGUUACAGGGGACCCUGAACGGAAAAUUUUCGUAGGAGGCUUACCUCCUUCAGUGGAUUCUGAUUUACUACGGAAACUUUUUGACAAGAAAUUUGGUUCAGUAGAUGAUGCUCAAGUUGUUGAAGUUCCACCGGGAGACAAAAAACCGGGGGACAAGAAACAGUCCAGAGGAUUUGGUUUUGUCACCUUCAAACACAAGAAAUCUGUUUCAGAAGCUGUGAAAGAACACUACAUUGCUGUUAUGGGCAAGCAAAUUGAAAUCAAAAGUGCUAUUCCUAAGUGUAUUUUACUAGCUGAGCUUCAAAAAUCAACCAGACUACAUGAGCAUGAACAUCAGCAUGAAGGGAAGAAUGCAAUGGGAUUGACACUCCUUGAAAAGGCGAAUGUGGGCAUACUCAGCAGAAAAACUCACAAUGGCGAUGGGGAGAUUGAAACGGAAUUGCCUAGUUAUAACACAGAAGAGGCAAAAUCUACGUCAAUUGAUAUGAUACUCCAUGGUCAACCGCAUGAAGAUGCUAGUAAAUGUCACAUGCAUAGAGAAAAUGUUCCAAGAUGGCUCAAAAUUUUCAAGAAGUGGCUACCCACUCACUUACAACAGGUAGCAAAGAGAAAUAUAGAUUAUGCUCUCUCGUCUCUGAAAGCCGAUUUCCGAAUUGCAUUUGGCCUAGAAAUGGAUCAUGCUUCUCUUGGUUUCUCGAAGCUUAGUGAUUUCAUCAGAACUUUCCCGGACAUUUGUCACACUAAGUUUAUGCCUAUAGGGAAACAGAAGUCUUCCAAUCACAUGAUACUUCUGCCUAGCCUUCGUAAGCCCUAUUCUCAGCAACUUCAUUCUCUGAAGGUACAGAGUUCAUCUUGCCAUGCAACUGAAGUCAGGAGUAGAAGUGAAUAUGAAGAUACCAAGGAUCUUCAGGAUCAAGAUAUCCCAUCGGUGUCUAGUAAAAAUGGCGCCUCAACCGAUUGCAUCUCUAAGCAAUCUCAUCAGACACCUAAUGAGAAUUCAAGGGAGACACCAGCGGGCGACUACUCGAUGUUUCUUCAAUUUUUGAUUCCAGACUCAACGUUUCAUUCUCGACCUUGGAAUUUAGGCGAGUAUGACACAUGCAUAGGAGUCUCUGUUGCUAGAGAAGAACAAGCAGAGAAGUUCAAGGGACCGAAACCCACGCCUCAAGAACGACAUGUGGUUUUGGAAGCCCUUGCUAGAAAGAGGAAAAAUCCCUCCGCGUUCUUUCUUCGCGAAUUCGACUUUUAUGAUAAUUACAAGGCAAGCAUAGUGCAGGGAAGAUGCUUUGGGUGCAACCAGCGGAGGGUACUUUGGGCGAAUAUUCCAUGCCAGCACUUGCUGUGGUGUGGGAACUGUAAACUUGAAGUGGCACUAGCAGCCAGAAGUAGUGAGCACAAGUGUGUGGUGUGUGAUAUCAAAGUGCAGAAUAUAGAUGUGGCCUCACUGCAUGAAUACUAUAAAAGCACAAGUGACAAAAUUGAUCUACUCCCGGCUUUUAACCCACAGUUGCUUACUCAAGUAACUUCCUAUCAAUUCUCUUAGAGGGGUAACUGAAAUUUGUUUUGCAGCUCUUCUCUAGUGGACAAAAGGUGCAAGACAUGAGAAGAGUACAGUAUACAUACAACUGCUGACCACUACUGCAUCUCAGUGAAAAAGGAACAAGCUUAUUGUUGGGAAAAAAUUCCCAACCUAGAAAUUUGUACAAACUGAUGAUAUCUUGAAGAAACUCGUUACAUACUUUUGUGGUGAAACUAGCUGCCUGGCGCCUGACAUUGUAAGUAUAGCUGCCUCUGGGGAACUAUCAACCCCUUUUCACCUAUAUGUUGAUAACUUCUGCUUGGAGGAAGUAUCACUUCUAUACUAAGUAGUAAGUAGUUUGUUUGGGAUGAUCAAUCCCUGUUCAAAUCCUAUACAUUUUUUAAUACCAACAAAGUCUUGUUUCAAUCAAAUUAGAACUGCUUUGAAGUUCUUAACCACAA